CAUCCGUUGACAUAUCCUCGACUCCAAAAUAUGAUGGAUUAGCAUUGAGCUAACAGAAAAGCCCAUCCACAUGAACGAGGUGUCGGGACAGUACUUCAGGACGAGCUAAAAUGCGGAAGAGGGACCAAAUGAAGUGACAGCCCCGAACAUCCCGACUCGGUCAGUAAGUCCUCGGUGUUAGCACGCUUUUUGAAUUGGCACGUUUGAAUGUGUCAUUACGUCAAGAGCCUCUUUAUAACAGUCUUCCUUAAAGAGUAGCUCCCAUGUGCUUCAUUCAAACAGCAAGGACAGUAAGGACUGGGCAGCUCGAUAUAGAAGAUGGCAACAAAAAGCCGAUAUUGGCUGCAGAGAGUGUUCAGUGGACUCAGAUCUCGCGCUGUUUGGGACCAGAGCUCAGCCUCGACCUCGAGUCAAGGACGCCUGCUGUGGAAACCUCAGCUCAGACAGCUGAGCUGCUCACACACACGCUGCAGGGCUCAUCCUCCGAGCACAGGUCCCAGCAGUCUGUCCUUCAGGAGUCACACCUGUGGAGAACUGAGAUCCCAUCAUGUGGGAGAGAAGGUCUCUCUGUGUGGCUGGGUCCAGUACCUCAGGCAAGACCUGUUUGUCAUCAUGCGAGAUUUCAGCGGCUUGACACAAGUUCUGAUCCCUCAGGAAGAAGUAAGGAUGGAAACAAUUCAACUACCAGUAUACAGUUCUGCGAGUAAUUUGAAAGCGGCGCUGUGCGAUCUCACAACCGAGUCUGUCGUCAAGGUUACAGGAACAGUCAGACGACGACCAGCGGGGCAGGAGAACAAGAACAUGCCAACGGGAGAAAUAGAAAUCCUGGCUGAGAGCCUGGAGGUUUUCAACGUGUGCCAGAAGUUGCCUUUUGAAAUUAAAGACUUUGUCAAAAAAUCCGAGUCUUUGCGGAUGCAGUACCGCUACCUGGACCUGAGGUCCUCUGUGCUGCAGAAGAACCUGAGACUGAGAUCUCAGCUGGUGAUGAAGAUGAGAGAAUACCUCUGUAAUGUGCACGGUUUUGUGGAUGUGGAAACUCCGACCUUGUUUAAAAGAACACCAGGGGGAGCCAAAGAGUUUGUGGUUCCGUCCAGAGAGCCGGGCCGAUUCUACUCUCUGCCCCAGAGUCCACAGCAGUUUAAACAGCUCCUAAUGGUGGCUGGCAUAGACAGGUACUUCCAGAUGGCCCGGUGCUACCGAGAUGAAGGCUCCAAACCUGACCGGCAGCCUGAGUUUACCCAGGUAGACAUAGAAAUGUCUUUUGUGGACCAGGCCGGUAUCAUGUCCCUGGUGGAGGGAUUGUUACAGUACUCCUGGCCUACGGAGAAUGGGCCCAUUAAGGUUCCUUUCCAAACCAUGACCCAUGAAGAAGCCAUGAGGGACUACGGUGUGGACAAGCCUGACACCAGAUUCAGUAUGAAGCUGCUCGACCUCAGUCAGGUUUUCUUAUCCACGGACAUUGAGUUCCUCAGAUCAGCUCUCAGCCAACCAGGAGGCUCCGUUCAGGCCAUCUGUGUCCCCAGUGGAGCGAAACUAAUGUCUGGCAAAGAUUUGGAAGAACUGAAACAAACCGCUAAGACUCAGUUCAACCAGGAGCUCAGCGUGCUGCUGGUCAAAGCAGACGGGACAUUGAAGUCUCCUCUAAAGAAGCUGCUAUCUGUCUCAGUCACCGAUGAGCUGCUGCAGAGGACUGGAGCCAGACCAGGAGACCUGCUGCUGAUGGCAGCUGGUUCCCUCCACACUGUGCGCCCGAUGCUGGGUAAUCUUCGUCUGCAGUGUGCAGAGCUGCUGGAGUCUCGUGGCGUUUCAAUCCGCGACCCCUCAGCCUUCCACUUCCUGUGGGUUGUGGACUUCCCUCUGUUUUUGCCCAAAGAAGAGGAGCCAGAGCAGCUAGAGUCAGCCCAUCAUCCAUUUACUGCUCCACUGCCAGAGGACACACAGCUACUCUACACAGAGCCACAGAAGGUACGUGGUCAGCACUAUGACCUGGUGUUAAAUGGCUGUGAGAUUGGUGGAGGCUCCAUCCGCAUCCACAAGGCCUCAGAACAGCUUUAUGUCCUAAAGAGUAUCCUUAAGGAGGACCCCAGUCUUCUCUCUCACCUGCUGGAGGCUCUGGACUCAGGAGCACCACCACAUGGAGGAAUUGCUUUGGGUUUGGACCGGCUGGUCUCCAUUGUGGUCGGGGCUCCCAGCAUCCGUGACGUCAUUGCCUUCCCCAAGUCGUUCCGGGGUCACGACCUUAUGAGCUGCGCCCCUGACUUGGUGUCUGAGGAGGAGCUGAAGUCUUACCACAUCUCUGUCAAAUGGCCCCCACAGCGAGGAGGUGGAGGGGAAGAGGGGAAGUGAGGAGGAAACGAAGGAAGAG
Messenger RNA from Etheostoma spectabile (orangethroat darter), 2365 nucleotides. RefSeq names its product aspartate--tRNA ligase, mitochondrial. NCBI's taxonomy places the organism in Eukaryota, Metazoa, Chordata, Actinopteri, Perciformes, Percidae. The record is from RefSeq and is a predicted model, not a curated record. Gene Ontology annotation, cellular component: mitochondrion; cytoplasm. Bases 319 to 2346 code for a protein of 675 amino acids. Gene Ontology annotation, molecular function: nucleic acid binding; ATP binding; aspartate-tRNA ligase activity. The transcript is spliced from 17 exons. Gene Ontology annotation, biological process: aspartyl-tRNA aminoacylation.